This is a messenger RNA of Gamsiella multidivaricata, 1304 nucleotides long. RefSeq names its product aspartate-semialdehyde dehydrogenase. Gene Ontology annotation, biological process: L-threonine biosynthetic process. Bases 108 to 1190 code for a protein of 360 amino acids. Gene Ontology annotation, molecular function: NADP binding; aspartate-semialdehyde dehydrogenase (NADP+) activity; protein dimerization activity. The record is from RefSeq and is a predicted model, not a curated record. The transcript has 2 exons. Lineage: Eukaryota; Fungi; Mortierellomycota; Mortierellomycetes; Mortierellales; Mortierellaceae.
CCUCCCCCGUUUUCCAUUCAAGUUCCUGAAUCUCCACUUCUCCCACUCUUUCAUUCCAUCACCUUCUUCUUCACUACACAUACUCACUCCCACAUUUAUAUAUUACAAUGACUCGUGUAUUAAAGGCCGGUAUCCUUGGUGCCACAGGCACAGUUGGACAGCGUUUCAUCCUCUUGUUGUCUCAGCACCCUGGCUUCUCCAUCCAUGCCCUCGGUGCCUCCCCUCGCUCUGCAGGAAAGUCCUACAUCAAGGCGACCAAGUGGAAAAUGUCCCAGUCCAUUCCUGCGGACGUCCGCGAUAUGGUUGUUCAGGCCUGCGAACCCCAGAACGAGUUUAAGGAGUGCGAUGUUGUCUUUUCGGGACUCGAUGCCGAUGUUGCUGGCGAUAUCGAAAUGGCAUUCCUUAAGGCUGACCUGGCUCUGUUCUCUAACGCCAAGAACUACCGUACACACGAGGAUGUUCCCCUGAUUGUGCCCAUGGCCAACUCUUCGCACUUUAAUCUGCUUCCUUUCCAGCGUACUAAGCACCAGCUCUCCAAGGGAUUCUUGGUCACUAACGCCAACUGUUCGACCACUGGUCUGGUGGUCCCUCUGAAGGCGCUUCAAAAUGCUUUCGGUCCCUUGUCCAGAGUCGUGGUCACUACCAUGCAGGCUGUUUCCGGUGCUGGAUACCCUGGCGUACCAUCGCUUGACAUCAUGGACAAUGUGGUUCCAUUCAUUGGAGGCGAGGAAUCAAAGAUGGAGUGGGAGACACUUAAGAUUCUCGGCGGCUUGAACCAGGAAGCCAAUGGGUUUGAGUUGUUGAAGGGCACCAAGGUCUCGGCGACAUGCAACCGCGUGCCAGUGAUUGAUGGACACACGGAGUGUGUCUCAAUUGAGUUUGAGAGGCGUCCUGCUCCCUCAGUUGAGGAGGUGAUCAAGGUGUUGGAGAACUACCGCACGGAAGCUCAGGAGCUCGGAUGUCACUCUGCACCGGAGCAGGCAAUUAUUGUCAGCAGAGACGAAGACAGGCCACAGCCUCGUCUGGACAGGGAGAACGGCAAUGGAUACAGUGUUACGGUUGGCCGCGUGAGGGAGUGCAAUGUGUUUGACAUCAAGUUGACACUGCUGGUCCACAAUACCAUCCUGGGCGCAGCGGGAUCAGGCGUGUUGCUGGCCGAACUGGCGCAGAAGCUGGGUCUCAUUGUUUAAAGGUGGAAAAGAAGGAUGAGGCAUCGCAAAGGACGAACGAACAAGUGAAGGAAGAUAUUAAAGCAACUCAUAGACAUACCUUCAUGCCAAUGCGAUGUUCACAGUUACCCGGGU